GACAACUUAAAUUUUAGGAAAACUAAGGCUGAAGUGGAUGAGCUAGCACAUGAAAUUAAAACACUAGAAGAAAAUAUAUUAAAGGCUGGUGGGAUCUCUACCAUUGAAACUGAACGCCAGAAACUAUCACAGGAGAGGGAGAGACUUCUUUCAGAGGUAAACCGGUGCCGUGGAACAAUGUCUGUUUACCAAAGCAAUAUUUCCAAAAAUAAGGUUGAUCUUAAGCAGGCUCAAUAUAAGGACAUAGAUAAGCGAUACUUCGACCAGCUUAUCCAGCUUAAGACAACUGAAAUGGCCAACAAGGAUCUGGACAGAUACUACAAUGCACUUGAUAAGGCACUGAUGCGCUUCCACACAAUGAAAAUGGAAGAGAUCAACAAAAUUAUUAGGGAGUUGUGGCAGCAAACCUAUAGAGGGCAAGACAUAGACUACAUCAGUAUUCAUUCAGACUCCGAAGGUGCAGGGACCCGUUCCUACAGUUACAAGGUUCUUAUGCAGACCGGUGAUGCAGAGUUGGAGAUGAGAGGAAGAUGUAGUGCUGGUCAGAAGGUUCUGGCAUCUCUUAUCAUACGUUUGGCACUGGCUGAAACGUUUUGUCUCAAUUGUGGAAUACUUGCGUUGGAUGAACCUACCACAAAUUUGGAUGGACCAAAUGCUGAAAGUCUGGCUGCAGCUCUUGUAAGGAUCAUGGAGGACAGGAAAGGGCAGGAAAAUUUUCAGCUAAUUGUAAUCACUCAUGAUGAGCGUUUUGCUCAACUGAUUGGUCAGCGCCAGCAUGCAGAGAGAUAUUAUCGUGUUGCCAAAGAUGAUCUUCAGCACAGUAUAAUCGAAAGUCAAGAGAUAUUUGACUGAAGGUCGUAUUGUUUAUACGAAAUUGUAAAGCCCGACAUCCCUCAACUUACUCAUUCGCGUUUUACAAUACUUCUUUUAACAUU
Messenger RNA from Vigna unguiculata (cowpea), 935 nucleotides. Its product is annotated as DNA repair protein RAD50-like. Gene Ontology annotation, molecular function: single-stranded telomeric DNA binding; double-stranded telomeric DNA binding; G-quadruplex DNA binding. Gene Ontology annotation, cellular component: condensed nuclear chromosome; Mre11 complex. The record is from RefSeq and is a predicted model, not a curated record. Gene Ontology annotation, biological process: chromosome organization involved in meiotic cell cycle; double-strand break repair; telomere maintenance via telomerase. NCBI's taxonomy places the organism in Eukaryota, Viridiplantae, Streptophyta, Magnoliopsida, Fabales, Fabaceae.